Messenger RNA from Chenopodium quinoa (quinoa), 2258 nucleotides. RefSeq lists its product as uncharacterized. Lineage: Eukaryota; Viridiplantae; Streptophyta; Magnoliopsida; Caryophyllales; Amaranthaceae. The transcript has 2 exons. Bases 1566 to 2258 code for a protein of 230 amino acids. The record is from RefSeq and is a predicted model, not a curated record.
GGGAAGACAAUGUGGCAAACUAGCAACAAGUAAUAUGUUAAUACUAUCCUGGCAGCAAGGCAAUACAUCAAAUUACCAAAGCAAAGAAAAUAAACACGUGAAGAAAUCAGAGAAAAGAAGGAAAAGCAAAUAAGAUGAAAAGGAAACAAGAGAAAAUUUUCUUCCGUCAAAACCGAGGCUCCAACUUCCAUCUUCAUCUCUAACCAUAAUAUCUUUAACAACAUUAUCAUUCGAGAGAGAAGAUGAAUUUUGUGUUAUUUUAUCCUUUCCAACCCAAAAUUCGGAGGCCGUUUAUGGGUUAUAAAACCCCUCAAUUAUCUCUUCAAAAAGGGGGACACAAGUUUUACUACGGAGCUUUCAUCGGGAAUUUGUGAGGCUUGGUGGAGUACGAUUGAUCCAAAGUUGAUAGACUGAGUGAUACCGGAAGGUGAAGGGACAACUUGACGGCAACAAUGUAGCGGCGGCCGUUUGAUCGUGGCUUAGUUAUGAGUUCCCUUCACUCACUCUUAAAUUCUUUCAAUUUUUUUAUUAAUCUUAUUGCUUAAACUGAGUAUGAUGUAAUUUGUCUUCAAACUUAUGAUUUUUUCUGUUUCACCGUUUAUACGCUGAGUUAAACAAGUUUCAAUGCUUUAGUUUGUGUGUUUAAUUAAUUCACAUGAUUAUUUGUUCUUGCAUUUAUGUUUAAUUAAUCUAUACUUGUGGCAGUGCACGAUUGCUUGUAUGAAGUAAUUAGACUAUACUAAAUUAUUACUUGAUGCGGCGUUAAUUGAUAAUUUAGAGGAAAUAACUUAGUUAUAGUAGUUUGAGCGGCUCAAGUUUAGUAUUGUUGAGUUUGUGAAUUAAUCUAAUAAAAACCAGUUUAUUGGGGUAGAAAGUAUAUUAGCAGGAUUCUAAUUUUAGUGAGCAAUAUAUGUCAAAUAGACCGCGGCGGUAAUUUGUCUACCUAAAUACUAAAACUGAGUAUUGAAGGAAAUUAAAAGGAGUGAAGUAUGGAGCUAACUUGUAUCGUUUUAUCCUAUGAUCAAAUUAAUAUACCAAUGGUGGUUUGCUUGUCGUCUAUUGUAAAUAGUAGAUUUAUAUUUAGUCUUGGUAGUUUAGUUAUUAGAUCACGAUUAUAAACCCCCCCAAUCUCAUGUACAUAGUGUGAAUAAUACUCUAUUAUGUAUAUGGUUUAUUUUUCGAGUUAGACUUUAAGUUUUAAGAGUUGAUUAAUCUCCUCGUGGGAUCGACCCUUACUUACCCUUUUUACUAGUUGUUAAUAUUUUUGGAGAAUAAGUUAGGUAACUAAAUAAUUAAUUUUAUACGGUAAACGACACGUAUCAAAUUUUGGCGCCGUUGCCGGGGAGAUUAAUUUUAGUUCUUAAUAGAAAAGUUUAACUAAUUUGCUAUUGUUAUUAAUGAAUAUGCUCAUAUAGCUGGUGUUUCGGGGUUUUCUGUGUCCUACGGAAGAGUUACAACACCAAGACUGGAAUCCGGACAUCUGUACCUGCAAAACAACAGAGACUCCGGAUGGGGGAGUUCCGCCUCCAACGAUCAAGUUAGAACCGGAAUGAAGUUUGUAAUAAAUGCGGAAGUUAAUGAUCUUCUCGAAUAACGAGAUCGGGAGGUGUAUGAACGCGUACGAUCCAGAAGCAAGACUUCAACGCAUUAAAGCAUACGUAGGCUUCCUAAACGAGGCUGAACCAGAGAAGCUGCUUCACAUUUUCAGUGCUAAACCGGAACUUGAAAUAGAAGAUCCAUUACCGAUUGAAUACAAGAACAUGGCAGAACGAACAUUGAAGGAACUGGGAGCCUCGAGAAUAGGAGAAGAUCCUUUUUGCAUUGUCUUUCCAAAGCUAGAGAAUCCUCUAAAGCUGAAUUCGGGUUUCCUUAAUCUUCUCCCUAAAUUCUAUGGGAACGCAAGUGAGAAUCCUUAUAGACACUUAAAAGAAUUUAAGGUUGUAUGCUCUUCCAUGAAUCCUGAAGGCGUAGAACAAGAACAUAUUAGAUUACAUGCUUUUCCUUUUUCUUUGCAAGAUCCUGAUAAAGAGUGUCUAUAUGAGCAACUUUCACCUAGUUCUAUUAAUUCUUGGGCAAAAAUGGAAAAAGUUUUUCUUGAAAGAUUCUUUACUGCGAGUCGUAUUGGUUCUAUUAGAAAGGAAAUUUGUGGAAUUAGGCAAAAUUAUAACAAAUCUUUAUAUGAGUAUUGGCAACGUUUUAACAGGCUUUGUUCAUCUUGUCCACAACACCAAAUAAGUGAGCAACUGCUAAUUCAAUAA